Molecule: messenger RNA, 1116 nt
Organism: Entamoeba histolytica HM-1:IMSS
Lineage: Eukaryota; Evosea; Mastigamoebida; Endamoebidae
Exons: 1
Coding region: 1-1116 (371 amino acids)
Biological process (GO): DNA repair
Molecular function (GO): DNA binding
Source: RefSeq, a predicted model, not a curated record
AUGACAUCAGAAUUAAUCAAUAUUCAAAUAAAAGACAAUGGAAUAGUUCUCGUGUAUGAUGAGCUUGAAAAAAAGGUUAACUAUUUUGAUACUCAGUGUGCUGAAACUCAAAGAAAGAAUUUGGAAAUGCAAGAAAAAAUUAUUAGUCUUGAAAAAGAGAUAACAAAUCAAAAUGUAAUUCUCAAAAGUGUGAUGAUGUUAUCAAAAGAAGUUACCGAGAUUAGAGAUUUAGUUAAUAAGUUAAAUGAAGAAGAUACCCAAAAAGAAAAGAAGAUUAAACAGUUACAAGAACAACUUGAAAUAAAAACUAAAGAACUUGACCAAAUAAAAAUUGAUAAUGAAAAUAAAAGAAAGGAAAUUGAACAAAUUAAAAGUUUAAAUGAAAAAAUUCUUAUUAAUCAAGUUAUCUUUGAAGAGAAACAAAAAUCUGUAAACUCAGGAAAUCAAAAAUUAGAUGGUACUUCAGUUAAUAAUAUACCUCAUACAAUUAAGUGUUUAAUUUGUCAACAAUUAAUAGGUAUUGAUUCAAUAUUUUCUCAUAUUGUUGAACAUGUCAACAGAGAUGGUACUAAUAUUAAGUCUAUGAACAAUGAAAUUCAGACUCCUUCAGUAGUUAUUAAACCAUCAAAUACUAAUCAAACAAAUACUCCUACUCCUCAUCUACAACCAAUAAUUCCAUCUUCUUUAUCUGCAACACCUGCUAUACUACCUUCACAUAUUGAUUCAAAACCAGUUGAAAGUAAACCAAUAGAGAAAAAACCAGUUGAAAUUGAUCCAAUAAAACCAAAAUCAAUUGAAAUUAAACCAAUAAAACCAAAAUUAAUUGAAAGUAAACCAAUAGAGAAAAAACCAGUUGAAAGUAAACCAAUAGAGAAAAAACCAGUUGAAAUUAAACCAAUAAAACCAAAAUCAAUUGAAAUUAAACCAAGCAAUGAGUUAUUAGAAUGUCCUGUCUGUUCUAAGAAAUUUCCUAUGAGCCAAAUAGAGAGUCAUGUGAAUAAACAUUUCUGUGCAGAAGAGCCAACUUUUGCUUGUCCUUUUUGUGGAUUAGAUAUGGGCAGUUCUAGUAAACUCCAAAAGCAUGUUUCUCACGCUCAUUCACGUGAAAUAAAAUAA